This is a messenger RNA of Rhinichthys klamathensis goyatoka, 1667 nucleotides long. RefSeq names its product green-sensitive opsin-2-like. Gene Ontology annotation, biological process: visual perception; G protein-coupled receptor signaling pathway; phototransduction. The coding region runs from base 351 to 1502 and encodes 383 amino acids. The record is from RefSeq and is a predicted model, not a curated record. Lineage: Eukaryota; Metazoa; Chordata; Actinopteri; Cypriniformes; Leuciscidae. Gene Ontology annotation, cellular component: membrane; photoreceptor outer segment. Gene Ontology annotation, molecular function: G protein-coupled receptor activity. The transcript is spliced from 5 exons.
GACGAAUUUCUUUGAAAAGUUGUGUGAUAAAAUAAUAUUUCUGUGAAAUAGUAACAUUUUUAACUUUUUGGAAAGAGAAGAAAACAUUUAAAAUCAAUUAUUAGGUUGAACUGUACUGUGUUUGCACUUGAACAGGAUCAUGACAUACUAAGACAGCGUAUUAUCAGAUGAGUAUGCUAUGCUUGCUCAGAGUGCCACUUAGAACCUUUCUAAUCCUUCCAACUAAUCUGAGCAGGAGGUGAUGGAUAUCAUAUCAAAAAGAAGGUUCAACAGGAGGUAAGGUCAUAACUUUUUUUAAGACCGUAGACAAAUCUCCUUACUGGCCACUGGAAAGCCCUCCUCAUGGCCUAAUGUUUCACCUGAGAAAAGUAUAUAAGGACGCAGAUGAGUGUUGUAGCUUAACUUGUCAUACUGGACUCUUCUGGUUCAAGUUUGAACUUUUCUGUUUGAGGAUGAAUGGCACAGAGGGUGAUAGCUUUUACAUCCCAAUGUCCAAUAGGACUGGGCUCGUCAGGAAUCCUUUUGAGUACACCCAGUACUAUUUAGCAGAACCAUGGAAAUUCAAGGCUUUGGGUUUCUACAUGUUUUUACUGAUCAUUUUUGGUUUACCUAUCAACGGGCUCACAUUGCUGGUUACAGCUCAACACAAGAAACUCAGACAGCCGCUCAACUACAUUUUGGUCAACUUGGCUCUUGCCGGCUCAAUUAUGGGCGUUUUUGGAUUCACGGUUUCUUUCUACUCCUCGUGCGUUGGCUAUAUGGCAGUUGGGCCCACUGGUUGCAUGUUAGAGGGAUUUUUUGCAACACUUGGUGGUCAAGUCUCUCUUUGGUCUCUGGUGGUGCUCGCUGUUGAGAGGUACAUUGUUGUGUGUAAGCCAAUGGGAAGCUUCAAGUUUUCUUCAAACCACGCAUUGGCGGGCAUUAUUUUCACAUGGAUCAUGGCCAGCAGUUGUGCUGUGCCCCCACUUUUAGGCUGGUCCAGAUAUAUUCCUGAAGGUAUCCAGACAUCAUGUGGACCAGAUUACUACACCCUUAAUCCGUUGUACAAUAAUGAAUCAUAUCUCCUUUACAUGUUCACCUGCCAUUUUUGUAUACCUGUCACUACAAUCUUCUUCACCUACGGAAAUCUUGUCUGCACGGUCAAAGCUGCUGCAGCUCAACAGCAGGACUCAGCAUCCACCCAGAAAGCUGAGAAGGAAGUGACACGUAUGGUCAUCAUGAUGGUUUUGGGCUUCUUGGUAGCUUGGGUUCCCUAUGCUAGCUUUGCUGCCUGGAUCUUUUUAAACAGAGGGGCUGCCUUCUCGGCACAAGGCUUUGCAAUCCCUUCCUUUUUUUCCAAAAGCUCUGCAUUGUUUAAUCCCAUCAUAUAUGUGCUGCUCAACAAACAGUUCCGUAGCUGCAUGUUAACCACCCUCUUCUGUGGAAAGAAUCCUCUAGGAGAUGAGGAGUCCUCAAGCGUGUCCACCAGUAAAACAGAAGUGUCCUCAGUUUCUCCAGCAUAAACGCGCCUCUCUGCCUCUGCAAAGUCCUGCUGAAACAAUGAAGAUCGGUCUUGUAAAGAUGUAUUUAUGAAGCAUGUGGAUAUUUAUCUAUUCCUUCUCUUCAGUGAAUUUCAAACUUAAACUCACCAACUCUGCUCAUCAUUGUUGUUAUAAACGGCUUGGCUG